This is a messenger RNA of Acytostelium subglobosum LB1, 1839 nucleotides long. RefSeq lists its product as hypothetical. Gene Ontology annotation, biological process: arginyl-tRNA aminoacylation. Bases 1 to 1839 code for a protein of 612 amino acids. The record is from RefSeq and is a predicted model, not a curated record. Gene Ontology annotation, cellular component: cytoplasm. NCBI's taxonomy places the organism in Eukaryota, Evosea, Eumycetozoa, Acytosteliales, Acytosteliaceae. The transcript has 2 exons. Gene Ontology annotation, molecular function: ATP binding; arginine-tRNA ligase activity.
AUGUUCACGGCAGUGUCUGUGCCAAAGAUACCCGGCGACUACUCAAUAAGCAACACAUUCCAACUCUCUCGAAUGUUGAAACAGGACAACAACAAGGUGGUCGCCGAUCUGGCAGCAAUGUUGCGUAAAGACGUCGCUGAGAGCAAGGCGCAGGGCCGACUGCACAUGCUUUCUGAGCGCGUCGAGACCGAGAAGGGUUUUGUCAACAUCACUUUGUCGCAUCAAUAUCUCGAAGCCUGUCUCAGGCUGUGGUGCAGCGAUGAUAGUGCCACAACCAAACAACCAUUCGCAUUGGAAGACAUUCCCACCGUUGUAAAGGAUGUGCUGGUGGACUUUGCCUCACCAAACAUGUCAAAGGAGUUGCACGUUGGCCAUCUUCGAUCGAUUGCGUUGGGCGAGUCUGUGUGCAGGAUACUCGAGUACCGCGGACACAAUGUCGAGCGCAUCAGUCAUGCUGGCGACUUUGGAACACCAAUGGGCAUGGUCAUCUUGCACGCAUUGGAGCAACGCGCACCAUUCCUUCAACACAUCUGGGACAAGCAAUGUCCUCACAAGACCAUGCAAUCACUGCCCACACCAAAAGAGCUGAGCGCAUUGUACACUGGCGCCAAGAACAGGACAAAGAAGGAUGCAGAGUUCCUCAAGCAGACUCAGCUGACUGCGGCUGAGCUACAGAAAGGUCCCCCCACUCCAGAGGGUGGCGGGUCAAACCCCGACAUCUACCAAGCAUGGUUGGACAUCUGCGAGGCCAGCAGGGCCGGCUUCAACGAAAUUUACAAACUACUCAAUGUUAAAGUCAAUGAGCGAGGCGAAUCAUAUUAUCGCGAGUGGCUGGAAGAUGUCAUUGGCGAGCUGGACAAGAAGGGACUGGUCACCAUUUCCGAUGGCGCACAUUGUAUCUUCCUCCCUGGCCAAAAGGUGCCAGUGAUCAUCAAGAAGAGUGAUGGCGCAUAUCUCUACGCAACGACAGAUCUUGCGGCGAUCAAACGUCGUCUGCUGGUCGACCCCAAGCAAUGGAUCAUUGUCAUCACGGACGACUCGCAAAAGGGUCACUUCCAACAGGUGUUUGAGAUUGCCAGGAUGGCUGGCUGGCUGACCGAUCAGCAACAACAACAGCAACGAGUAGAUCAUCUGGCGUUUGGACUGGUGCGUGGAGAGAACGGCCACAAGCUGAGCUCGCGAGAUGGUGACACCCUGGCUCUGUCAGAGCUCCUGGACGAGGCAGUGGAGCGAGCCAAGCAGGCAACGAUCACCUCACGCUCACUAACACGUGCCGAGAAGCUGGACACAGGACACACGGCACAGCAGGUGGAGGGGGGCGAGCGCGUGGAGGACCGCUUCGAACAAGAGCAAUCCAACUCACUGGAUCACUAUCGACGCAUUGGACUUGGUGCCAUCAAGUACUUUGACCUUUCACAACGUACCAAUACCUACGUAUUCUCAUUCGACAAGAUGCUCUCAUUCAAAGGCAACACCUCAAUCUACGUCCUCUACUGCUACACCAGGAUAUCAACAUUGAUGAAGCGUUGUCAGUUUGAUAUCACAACAGUGGACAUCAAUUCUGUUGAGUUUGGAGAGUUCACAGAGAAGGAGAGGAAGAUUGUAUUGAUGAUAUCAAAGUUCCCAGAUACUAUUCGAACGUUGGAGAGUACUUUGAAGCCUGGCGUGUUGUGUGACUACCUCUGGGACAUAUCAGAUUGUUUCCAUCACUUUUACGAGAGUGAUAGGAUAAUAGGAUCAGAUCGAAUGGUUCAACGAUUGUUAAUAUGUCAUGCUAUCCAACGUGUUAUCAAGACAGGUUUCCAACUACUUGGUAUUGAUACUGUUGAUCGUCUGUAG